AUGCUGGUCCCCAACUACAAGCCCAAAAGCUCCUCGGGCGGCCUCCGCAUCGGCAUCGGCAACGGGCUGCCGUAUAGCCCCAGCUACGGCUCCUCGUACGGGCGGCGCUCCUUCCGCCUCAAUGUGCGCAACAUCCUCCUCCUGACGGCGGGCGCCUGCUUCCUGCUGCUGCUCUGGAACAUGCGCUCGUCGUCGCCGUCAUCCUCGACAUCCGUAUACCACGCCGGCAAGGCGCUCCCGCAAUACUGGUCGGUCACGGGCAAGACGGAUCUGGAGGGCGUCACGACGUGGCCGAAGCCGAAGGAUUUCAGAGUCGUCGGCUUGGUCUUCUUCGGGCGGCCGGUCAGCGUGUCCAUCCUGGACUGCUACCUGAAGCGGAACCUGGCGCGCAACGGCGGCUUCCUGGACGAGGUCAUCUGGCUGGCGCGGACGAGCGUGGAGGAGGACCUGCAGUGGCUGGACGCGCAGGUUGCGGCCGAGCCGGCGUACACGAGGCGGGACCUGCUGUUCGAAGGCAUCGAUUAUGCGAGCGCGUACGACCUAGCGGAGAAUGGGACAAUGUAUAUCAAGAUGGAUGAUGACCUGGUAUUCAUGGAGGACCACGCCAUCGCGACGCUCGUGCAACACAAGCUCGAGCACCCGGAGAACUUUGUCGUCGCGGCCAAUGUCGUCAAUCAGCCAUCGCUCAGCUGGAUGCACUACCGCUUCGGCGCCAUCAGGCCGUACUUCCCUGAGUUGACGCCGCCGAACCCGGAGGAGGUGGCCAAGCAGGGUCGCUGGCGCCCGUCAGAACUGCCAAAGUGGAGCGGACCCGAGGAUUACCACAUCACCGAGGAAGACAAGCUCGAGCCGCCCUUCGAGGGGCACCGCUGGCUGCCGCUACCCGACGACUACCCAAUCGAGAAGACGCCGAUUGCGACGACGAGUUUCGAUGCUUUCAGCCAGGGUCUGUGGCACUGGCAGGUCGCGGCCCAGGAGCACUACAGCUUCUUUGAACACCUGGAAAACAAUGAUUUGUGGAAGUACAAGUUCCACACGCUGGACUACCAUUUCAUGCGCAUGGGUAUCCAAAUGAUUGCCAUUUGGGGCGAGGACAUCAUUGAAAGCGACAUUCACAACGGAAACGGUGAUGACGAGUACCAUUUCACCGAGGUCAUGACCAAGAGGACGGGCAGACAUGCUGUCGUCGACGGCCGUGCAAUCGUUUCACAUUACACUUUCCUGCCGCAAAGAAGCGGCCUGGAAUCGACAGAUAUCCUCGAGCGCUACAGAGCGUACGCAGAGGAGAAUAUUUGCCCGGGCAAGAUGGCUUGGCCGAAUCAAUUCUCCAAGCCUGCUGCUGCACAGCAAUGA
Messenger RNA from Lasiodiplodia theobromae, 1353 nucleotides. RefSeq lists its product as uncharacterized. The record is from RefSeq and is a predicted model, not a curated record. The transcript is spliced from 4 exons. The coding region runs from base 1 to 1353 and encodes 450 amino acids. NCBI's taxonomy places the organism in Eukaryota, Fungi, Ascomycota, Dothideomycetes, Botryosphaeriales, Botryosphaeriaceae.